AUGAGGACAGAGGACUGGUCUGAGAGGGCAGAGACAUGGGACACAACCAUCAACACAACCAUCAACGCAACCGUCAACACAACCAUCAACGCAACCAUCAACGCAACCGUCAACGCAACCGUCAACGCAACCGUCAACACAAGCAUCAACACAAGCAUCAACAUAACCAUCAACAUAACCAUCAACACAAGCAUCAACAUAACCAUCAACAUAACCGUCAACACAAGCAUCAACAUAACCCCUCACCCCUCACCCCUCAUCAACAUAACCAUCAACAUAACCGUCAACACAAGCGUCAACACAACCGUCAACACAAGCGUCAACACAAGCGUCAACACAAGCGUCAACACAAGCAUCAACACAAGCAUCAACACAAGCGUCAACACAACCAUCAACACAACCGUCAACACAAGCAUCAACUCUAGUAUCAACACAACCGUCAACGCAAGCAUCAACGCAAGCAUCAACGCAACCAUCAACGCAACCAUCAACGCAACCAUCAACACAACCAUCAACACAAGCAUCAACACAAGCAUCAACACAAGCCUCAACACAAGCUUCAACACAAGCCUCAACACAAGCCUCAACACAAGCGUCAACACAGGCGUCAACACAGGCGUCAACACAGGCGUCAACACAAGCGUCAACACAUACAGGCGUCAACACAAGCGUCAACACAAGCGUCAACACAAGAGUCAACACCAGCGUCAACACAAGCGUCAACACAAGCGUCAACACAAGCGUCAACACAAGAGUCAACACAAGCGUCAACACAAGCGUCAACACAACAUCUCAAUAAAUUAA
This is a messenger RNA of Knipowitschia caucasica, 804 nucleotides long. NCBI's taxonomy places the organism in Eukaryota, Metazoa, Chordata, Actinopteri, Gobiiformes, Gobiidae. The record is from the annotation of a GenBank genome assembly.